AUGAAGCCUCUCAUUCCUGUGCAUCUCAAGCUUGAACACAGAGACCCUGACAGCAUUACAAGGGAUAUUAUUGAUGAGAAUGGAACUGUCAUCCGUCAAGAGACACUUGUUCCGAUCCGUGAUGAAGAAGGGAAAAUCACGGGUUAUAAGCAGGAGAAGCAGGAGACAAAAGACGAGCCUGAGGAAGAGUACGAGGAAAGCUUUGAUCUCGACUGGGACACAGUUGGGAUCAGCAAAAGUGAUAUGCAUGCGGAGCAGGAGUGUGAGAGACAAGGGGUAGAGAAGGAGAAUGCAAUUCGGGAAGAGUUCUUCAGGAGGAAGAAUGAGCUCGAGGAAGAGGUUGCUUGGGAAAGGCAGAGUUUCCUUAGCUGGCGAAGUUGCAUGACUUUUCAAAGUGAAAUUCUUUUGGACCUAAACAUGAUGAGUUGA
This is a messenger RNA of Aspergillus lentulus, 429 nucleotides long. Lineage: Eukaryota; Fungi; Ascomycota; Eurotiomycetes; Eurotiales; Aspergillaceae. The record is from RefSeq and is a predicted model, not a curated record.